Messenger RNA from Harpegnathos saltator (Jerdon's jumping ant), 1813 nucleotides. RefSeq names its product homocysteine S-methyltransferase YbgG. The record is from RefSeq and is a predicted model, not a curated record. The coding region runs from base 306 to 1388 and encodes 360 amino acids. The transcript has a single exon. NCBI's taxonomy places the organism in Eukaryota, Metazoa, Arthropoda, Insecta, Hymenoptera, Formicidae.
GUCCAAACAUCUUCCGAACCUGUUUGUUUAAUAACAGAUCGCACAAUAGCAGAUCGUCCAAAUGUCCUUUAGAUCCUCACGCGAUUGGAGAGAUACGUCACAUACGUGACGUCCACGUCACGAUUGAAACGAGCAAAUUCGUAUCAAGCAGAAUACCGUGACGCGAAGAAUCGUGACACAUCGAUUUUCACCGGCACGAUUUUCAGUUACGUUUCAUCCUUCAACGAGAACGCUCGACAGAAACACCUUAUACCUGCUGAACGAAGCAGAAGCGACACUGGAGCCGCGUACCGCAUUCGUACAUCAUGUGUACCCGUAAUGAUGUAAUACAAAAGUUUUCCGCCGAUGUUGUCCCCGCGAUGGACAAGGUAAUAGUGUUGGAUGGCGCUUUGGACAAACAACUCAGUCGCAAUAUGCCGCAUAUCAGUGAAACGGACGAAGUUCUUGCUAUGCGUGCACUCAUGUACGAUCAGGACGCUGUGUAUAAAGCGCACCUGGAUUUUUUACGCGCCGGUGCUCAAAUAAUAAGGACUAACACAUACCGAACCACCAUAUCUUUAUUUCCAUCAGCAUUUGGUUUGCCUAUAUGUAUUUGUGAUCAAACGCGUGUAAUCACAGCUGUGGCUUUGGCUAAAAAGGCCGUGCGUAAAUAUUUCGAGGAGAUCGGCGGCGAUAGCAACAAUAUCGAGGACUAUAAUCAACGCCGUCCUUUAAUAGCUGGUUGCUGCGAUGGUUACAACUUUUUGCCUUUCUACGAUGUUGGAAAGAUCACGAAGGAGCUGCCAAUAUCCCAGCUAUUGUCGUUUCAUGAAGAGCGUAUAGACAUAUUAGUGAGAUCUGGCGUUGAUAUAUUGGCAUUCGAGUCUAUAUCUUGUUUGAUAGAGGUGAUUGCGAUAAGUCAAGCGCUCCGUAAAUAUCCGACCAUUCGUGUCUGGAUCACGUUCUUAUGCAAGAUGAAUGGGGAUCUAUUGGAUGAUAAUCUUUUGAUAACAGCAAUUAUGCUAUGCAAAGAAACAUUGCCCGGGCAACUUAUGGCGGUCGGAGUUGAAUGUCAAUAUAUUGCAUCUUCCCUAGAGCCGAUUAGAACACUAAUGAGAAACAUCAACAACUUCAAAGAUUGGGUAUUUCCGUUUCUAUUCUAUAUUGACAAGAAUCAUUUAUCGACCAUGACAGUACCGGUCGAUGCAGCUGGCCCGUCGCGGCCAGUGCAACCUGUGGCUCAAUGGUUGGACAUUGGAGUGCGUUACGUUGGCGGUGGUUUUGGCACUAACGCGGAGGACAUCAAAGAGAUUUGCAGAGAAGUGGACUAUUAUCGCAUCUCCAGAGGCGAAAUGUUCGCUACGCUCAUGACAUGUUCCGCUCAAAAUAAGAAUUUAUCGAAAAUGUGAUAGUAAUAAUAAUAAUAAAAGUGUAUGAGACGUGCAUAUGAUAUACUCGUCGUAUAAAUAUAUAGAACAGGCGCGUUGUUUAAAAAACUACGGAUUAGCAUGAUCAAGCACAACUGUGUCCUUAUAUUUAAUUGCAUAGAGAAUAUUGUACAAAUAUAUUUAGUAAUUGGUAUAAUAUAAUCCUCUACGAUGGGCAAUUUAUGAAUUUGCAGCAACAAUUAAGACGCAUACGCCUGAUCACGCAGAACUGUUACAGAAAACAACUGCUCGCUAAUCGCGCUUCAAUUGGUUAUUCGGUUUAUAAUGUGAUUUAAAUUUAUUUUAUUUCUAUAUUGUUUUACAAUUUCUUUUAUUUGCAACAAUUGGCUAAUUGUGCGUAAGUUUUCCAUGUAGUUUAUAAUGCGAAUAUUAUUCUCACGAUGUCU